AGAUCGAGUGGAGAAUUGAAGCUGCAACCUGUCUGUCUUUAUGGCCCCGCCGGAUAAUCAUAAUCUUAGACCAUUAACCUUUACGCUCUUGUCGUCACCAACACGUUCACAACCCCCCUCUCUUCUUCAUCUCUUUCCGGAUGAUGGGCACUGGAUAAAGAAGCGGCUAAGUAAAAGUGACGUCAACAGUUCAUCAAGGCUGUUGUUGGCUAAAGAGGAUGUGAACAAAUACGUUCUGACAUGGAUGGAUGAGGAGAGGUGCGCGGCUUGUGAGAGCAGGGAAGGGUUGAGAGUCAAAAUGUGGGAUUUGGACACUGGUUCUGAACAUGAGCUUAGCCUGAAGAAAUGGCAGACUGGCAGCUUUCUGUUCACUAGCAACUGGUCUAAGGAAUUUGUAAGGAGAAGGAAUUUGCAGGAGGGUGACUGCAUUGGGCUGCGCUGGGACGUUGAAAAUCUAGGGUUCUUCUUCCACAAAUUCAAUGCCCAAUCUUAAUUACUUCUGAUCUCUGUGCUUCAGGGAUAGAUUAUUAUUAUUACUAAAUAUUGUCUUCAAAUAAAAAUAAAUAAACAUUUGAUUUGUUUUGCAUGUGAUGCA
Molecule: messenger RNA, 595 nt
Organism: Ipomoea triloba (trilobed morning glory)
Lineage: Eukaryota; Viridiplantae; Streptophyta; Magnoliopsida; Solanales; Convolvulaceae
Product: putative B3 domain-containing protein At1g78640
Exons: 1
Coding region: 41-493 (150 amino acids)
Molecular function (GO): DNA binding
Source: RefSeq, a predicted model, not a curated record